AUGUUUAUAAAGAGUGGAAAUGGUCAGGGGGAGGGAGAGAACAUCAAAGGAAUGUUUAUAAGCAGUGGGCGUAGCCAGUUUGCAAGUUGGCUGAUCCCGAGGCCAAGUCACGUGGAUGAUGGUGAUCUUAAGGGAAUGGCGAGACCAGUGAUAGGCAGAGAGGAUGAUGGGAAUGAUGGGAGAAUCUCUCUGGGAGUAAUGAACCACAAGUUAGACAAGAUGGGUGAUAAUAAAUUACGUCUUGACCACUUAAGUGGCCGUCAAAGGAAGACUUAUAGUGAAGAUAACAGCUUUGACCUGACACAAAGCGAUAUUAACCUCGCCCAAGACGGUUGGCCUGACAAUGAACCGGCUUACUCGGUUCGUCCAAUCCCUAGAAAGCGUGGAUAUCCAGACUUCAGUUCACAAUAUGGCGGCAGUCUUCACUUUCGAUCUUGGAGCAGAAACGAACAAUUAAGGUUAAAUCGCUUCAGUCCUCCCAGGCGACAUUUCCGACGGCCUACAGUAUCUGUGACAGUGGACGGAACAAUCUUUGACCCGGAUGUCCUCUUCACACAAAAUAUCACCCCGGAACCGGAAAUGUCAGUGUUCAGGGCUUUGAUGUCUGCAGCAUUAACUUUUAGACGACAACAACGUGCAGGCGCAGAGAACCCGUUCAAUGUCAUGCUGGACUGGGACUACCAGAACGACUGUGAAGCUAUAGCGGACAUAUUUGGGAUGACGAACUCUGAUCGCCAUUUGUGGAGGAUUUACGUUCGAAGACGACGUGGUCGGGUGGUGUACCGUGGAGUCUGUUUCCCUCCAGAGCGUGUUUUAGUACGACCAGGAACACGGGUUACGUUACAAUACAGUUGA
Messenger RNA from Ylistrum balloti, 855 nucleotides. RefSeq lists its product as uncharacterized. The transcript has 4 exons. Lineage: Eukaryota; Metazoa; Mollusca; Bivalvia; Pectinida; Pectinidae. The record is from RefSeq and is a predicted model, not a curated record. Bases 1 to 855 code for a protein of 284 amino acids.